Messenger RNA from Penicillium pulvis, 1105 nucleotides. RefSeq names its product zinc-dependent alcohol dehydrogenase family protein. Gene Ontology annotation, molecular function: oxidoreductase activity. Lineage: Eukaryota; Fungi; Ascomycota; Eurotiomycetes; Eurotiales; Aspergillaceae. The record is from RefSeq and is a predicted model, not a curated record. The transcript has 4 exons. The coding region runs from base 1 to 1041 and encodes 346 amino acids.
AUGGCAGCAACAAACAAGCAGUGGAUCGUCGAGAACAAGGACAAGGGCUUCGAUGGCCUGGUCUACAAGGAAACCUCGAUUCCGCAAGUUGGAGAGAAUGAGGUGCUAGUGAAGCUUCAGGCAGCUUCGCUGAACUAUCGGGAUUUGAUCAUCCCUAAGGGCAUGUAUCCAUUCCCGACCAAAUUCCCCGUUGUGCCUGCAUCCGACGGCGCGGGUGAGGUCGUCGAGGUCGGAUCCAAGGUGACCGAUUUCAAGAAGGGUGACAAAGUGGCGACUCUCUUCAACCAAGGCCACCAGUUCGGUUCAAUCGAUAUCCCUGCCACCCAAACCGGGCUGGGCGGUGUGAUCGAUGGCACGCUUCGCGAAUACGGCGUUUUCGCCGAGAAGGGCCUUGUCAAGGCCGCGAAGAAUCUCUCUGCGAUUGAGAACAGCACUCUUACAUGCGCUGCACUGACAAGCUGGAAUGCUCUGUACGGCUUGAAGGCUCUGAAGCCUGGUGAAUAUGUCCUGGUGCAAGGCACAGGUGGUGUCAGCCUGUUCGGGUUGCAGUUCGCCAAAGCCGCUGGUGCGAUCGUGAUUGCGACCACAUCCUCUGCACAGAAGGCCGAGAAACUGAAGCAGCUAGGUGCGGAUCACAUCAUUAACUACAAGGAGGAUGAGAACUGGGGUGAGACCGCUAAGAAGUUGACUCCCGAUGGUGCUGGUGUGGAUCAUAUCAUUGAGGUUGGUGGUGCGGGGACGCUGAAGCAGAGCUUCAAGGCUAUCAAAUACGAGGGUGUGAUCAGCGUGAUUGGCUUCCUUGGCGGUGUCGACCCAAAGACCCAGCCGAGCGUUGUGGACACCCUAGGCCACAUCUGCACCGUUCGUGGUGUGUAUGUUGGUAGCAAGGCCUUGAUGAGAGAUAUGAUUCGUGCCAUUGAGGCCAACGAUAUUCAUCCCGUUGUGGAUGAGAAAGUGUUUACUCUUAGCGAAGUCCGAGAGGCGUACGACUUUAUGUGGGCCCAAAAGCACUUUGGAAAGCUAGCUAUUAAGAUCUGCUAAAUGCGAGUGAUCAAUCACCUGCAAUAAUAAUACUUCCCCUUUGGACACGGAGACUAGCCGGGGU